ACUGUUGAUGCCAAAGAUAUGUAUGGUGAUUCCCUUUGAUGGGUUACGCAGUUAUGAUCUAUCACAAUGAUUGAAACCACGGAUUAGUAAGAGGAAGUAUAUCCCAAUUUAAGGUUUUGAUGCCCCCGAAAGACCUCCAUCAGUGAUGCAGUCGGUGCUCUUCGAGGCAGCUGCUCGGUCAGCCCAAUCUUACCGACGAUGAAGCGGAAGAAGUGGAGGGAGGAGGAGGAGGCGACGCUGAUCCGGGAGUACGCGGCCCUGCUGUCGCCGCCGUCGGGAGGCGCCCUCCUCCUGGCCAGGCUCCGCACGCGGGAGAAGAAGUUCCAGCCGAUCGCGGACCGGGUGAACGCCGCCCACCACCUCCGCGACCCCGUGGCCUUCCCCUUCCGGUGGUCCUGGCGGGACGUCUCCGUCAAGAUCCACAACAUGCGACACCAGUUCCUCCACGUCAAGCGCAAGCUCCUCCCCCUCCCCGCCCACCUCCACCCCGACCACGCCCUCCACCUCUGGCCAAACUUCCUCCUCUACAAGCAGGUCUUCGGCGAUCAUCUGGAGCUCCACCUCCGCCCCUCCUCCAAAACCCCCGCUUCCGACGGUGAUCGUGAGGAUGAUGAUAGCCUCAACGAAGAAGAUUACGAAAAUGAAAAUGAUGACGUUGAGGAGGAGGACGAGGCGCAAUUGGCCACCGAUCUCUCUGCCUCCGAUCAAGAAGUGGCGGACGAUGAGGAAAGGAUCGAUGCAGAACUCGUGCAUCGAGAAGAAGAAGAGGAGGAAGCGCUAGGGUUGCGGCGUCUCCUUCCUCGCCGCCGCCGUGGGAAAAAGAUGGGAUUUUUGGGAGCCGACAUGGUGAGGCUUGGCGAGAUCGCGAUGAGGAGGGAGGAGCGAAGACGCGAAAGGGAGGCAUCGAGGGAGGAAGAAGAUCGCGAAAGGGAGCGGCGGAAGAGGGCCUUGGAGCACCAAAGACAGAUGGAUGAGGAGGAGGAGAGGAGGGAGCAGUGGCGAAGGAGGAUGAGUAGGGAGGAGAGGAGGGAAGAAGAGGAGAUGGAGUGGAGGGAGAGGAUGCUGGUGAUGCAGAUGGAGCACGAGAAGCAGGUGAUGCAGAUGCAAGCCGAUGCUUUCCAGGAUCAGAUGCAAAUGAUCGCCAUCCUGGUCAGGGUCAUUUGCCAGUUCCUUGGAGGAGGGACGGCCGGUGGUGGUGAUGGUGGGAUUGGGGGAAUUCAGCACCAUGUGAUGCAGCAGCAGCAGCAGAAGCAAGAGGAGUCACCAGAGAGCUUAGUGGGCGAUGGUGGGAAGAAUGGUGAUCAUUCUGGUGGGCGCUAUACUUAGAUUCAUGAAAUGGACUGGUGUCAGCUAAAUGCCCACCAGAUAGACUGCCGGCUUCCACUUCCAAACUAUGGUGAACUACGAGUUAUAUGAUCUUUUAUUCUCAUGGUUGCUAAAUUUUUACGCGGAAACAUGAUGUCGAAUUUGACCUAUGGAUAUAGCUACACAGAAUGUUUAUCUCCAAUUUAUUUUUCCCAUUGUUUCAGUAGCUUAAUGGUAUCCCUUUGAGUUAUCCAAAUGGAUCAAGAUCAGGUUUAAUCUCA
Musa acuminata subsp. malaccensis (wild Malaysian banana) is the source of this 1586-nucleotide messenger RNA. RefSeq lists its product as uncharacterized. The record is from RefSeq and is a predicted model, not a curated record. Lineage: Eukaryota; Viridiplantae; Streptophyta; Magnoliopsida; Zingiberales; Musaceae.